AGAGUAUUAGUCACUCAGUUGUGUCCAACUCUUUGCGACCCCAUGGAUUGUAGUCCGCCUCUGUCCAUGGAAUUCUGCAGACAAGAGUACUGGAGUGGCUAGCCAUUCCCUUCUCCAGGGGAUCUUCCCAAUCCAGUGAUGAACCUGGUUCUCCUGCAUUGCAGGCAGAUUCUUUACCAUCUGAGCUUGGUAAGGAUUCCCACACUGUGGCCUCAGGCAAGUCGCUUCCCUUCCUUGAGCCUCAGAUCCUCACCUGUAAAAUGAGAUUACCUCUGUGGUGUCUCAGUGAAGGCUGAAUGUCACUGCACUUAAAAAUACUGAAUCCUCUCAGGCAAGGAGGAGAUUACUGCGUGAGACAUGAAGUGGUCAUGACAGGGCUGUGUGCAAAUCAAAUGGCAUGAAGUGAAGGUCAGGGUGCAUCUAGGCCUGAAUUCAAAGAUAGGGAAGUUCAGCUCAAGCUGGAGACUUCACAGCUUCCUGUAAGAGGUGAGAUGGGAGCCAAGCUUCAAGCAUUGCAUUCUACCGAUGCAUUCAAGGAAUGCAUCGGUAGAAAGGAAGCGAGAGGCAGGGAAGGCCAGAGGGAGCCCAGCCAUGGCUGUGGGAGAGAUGCUGGGGAGAAGUGAGCCUGAAGAGUUUGGUCGGGGAAGCUUGUCUUGUUAAGCACAGCCCCGAAAGGUAGGCAUUAGGGAGCCAUUGCAGGUUCUACCCCUACACAGGCAAGCAGGGGUUGGUCUGUGUAAGCACUUUGAGUGUAGGAAGGAUUUUCUGAUUGCUUUUACAGUGAGAAAAAUAAAAGAUUGGAAGGGAUUUAGGGGAAGGGAGAGUUUCUGUUAAGGAGAUGGUAGAGAAAGGCAUCCCCAUUUAUUCUCAUGCACCCAUAGUUUAAUUGUGAUGGUGAGAGUUCGGCAUUCCAGGUAACAUCUGUAGCAUGCCUCCUGAAUUUGAUCUCUUGUCCCUACAGGUCUGCACCUAGACACCAUUUUCAGUUUUUGUGUUAUUGGCUGCACAUCCACAGUAUGGUGUCAGAUUGUUGUUGCGCUAAACAUUACUUGGAUAGGCAUGUCUGUUCCCCAAACUUCCUUCUGGGUUGUUUCUAUUGGAUGCCUCUAAAGGAACACAAGUUUUAAUGACUGGAAAUCCUUAAGACACACUGUUUUGCAGUAAUUUUCUCUAGAAUUUUCGGUAGGUUAUACGGUAUAGGUUUUUUGUUGUUUUUUUUUUAAAUAGCAAACAUACAAAAGCAUAUUGAAUAAAAAGUUUGUCCUUCUGGCCCAGUGCUCUCCCUUCAGUUCUCCAUGAGGGCAGUUAUUAAUGUCUCCUGUAUAUCCUUCCAAAAAUAUUCUAUUGUGAUACUGAAUAUAUUCUCUUUUAAAAAACAUUGAUACUGUUACACUCAGUUUAGUAUGUUUCAUUUUUGAAAUCUGGGAUUAUGAAAUAUACCAAAGAAGCAUAGAAAAUCACACACAGGCACACGCCCAGCAGCCCCACUACACGGGCUCAGCAGAUGUUUUAACAUUUGUGCUGGUAUCUCGUGUAGGGCUGAUUCGGAAGUAGCCCUGUGUCAGUGCAGCUCCAUCUAGAGGAGUGUAGUUAUGGAUUCUGUGCGUACUUUAUAUUCAGCCUGUUCCCAGCUCUUGAAUAUUUUAAAUAUUACUGAUUUUUCUCUCCUUCCCCCCGCCCGCCGUCGAUAUGGAGGUAAUACCUCAUUUUGUAUAAUGUACCCAGGCAGACAUGGAGGCAGAGGGGAACGAAGCUCGGCUUUGUCUUGGAUUCAAGCGUCACCUCAGCAGUGUGACCUGGGGUGAAUGACGCCCCUCUUGAUGUUCUUUACCCCUUUGUAAAAUGGGCAGGUUGUAGUAAUCUGUCUCAUAGGAAUAUUGUAGGAAACUAAAGACUUCGUUGGGUUUAGUUGCACUGUCCACCUAGGCAAGCAGCUCUCCCACGCCUCUCCUAGAGCAAUUAGAGCGCAGGUGACCUGGAGAAUUCCAUGGACCGAGGAGACUAAUGGGCUACAGUGAAGCGGCUUGCAAAGAAUCGGACAGGACUGAGGGAUUAACACUUCCUUUUCACGCCUCCUACUCUAGCUUCAAACUGUUCCCCGCCCCUUUCCCUGGCCACGCUAGGGGCGGGGCGGUUAAAUGUGUUUGUGACGUCAGCGCGCUCCGGGCCAAUCCCCCUUCCCGGCAAGCGUUAGCUUAUUUGCAUGGAUUGCCCUUUAUUGGUUCGUUGAGCAAGCCAGGCCCACCCAACUAUUUAAAGUCACCGCGCAGUAUAAACAAGGAGAUGCGGGGCGGCCAGGCCAUGAUGUCAUCGCGGCGCAGUAGCUCUCGGAGCUGACGUCAUCUCCGGGGAGGUUGCCGGUCCAGGGCUGUUAGAGCCUUCCUAACCACUGAAGCUGGCUUAAGGGGCCGCUCUUGCCCCUUCGAAGGUCUGGUUCAUUGCACUUCAGUGUCCCAGGCGCCGCCCCGUCCCGAGGAGGGGACUAUGACACAGGUCGUGUGCCCUGGCCCAGCCCCUCCAGCCCUCUGCCACCCCUGAUGCAACCAUGGGCUCUGGCAGUGACUAGGUGGGCACCCUCUGCCCCUGGGGGUCAACGGCGAUUCCCUGCAGGACCCAGCAGCAGCCCGGGCCAGUUCUGGGGAAGCCCCAGCCGCGAGGGCCCCCUGGCCAGCCCGCCUGCCCAGGAUGAGCGCUUCCCCUCCCAGCAGCUGCCGCCCCGACCAGCACACCUCCCCGUAGAGGAGCGCCGAGCCUCGGCUCCUGCCGGCGGGAGCCCCCGAAUGCUGCACCCAGCCUCCCAGCAGAGCCCGUUCAUGGUUGAUCUCCACGAGCAGGUGCACCAGGGACCUGUCCCUCUGUCCUACACAGUCACCACGGUGACCACCCAAGGCUUCCCCUUGCCUACAGGCCAGCACAUCCCUGGCUGCAGCACUCAGCAGCUCCCAGCAUGCUCCGUGAUGUUCAGCGGGCAGCACUACCCGCUCUGCUGCCUCCCGCCCCCGCAGCUGAUCCAGGCGUGCACCAUGCAGCAGCUCCCGGUGCCCUACCAGGCCUACCCCCACCUCAUCUCCAGUGACCACUACAUCCUGCACCCCCCGCCGCCGGCCCCGCACCCCCAGCCCGCUCACAUGGCACCUCUUGGGCAGUUUGUGUCCCUGCAGACACAGCACCCACGCAUGCCCCUGCAGCGCCUCGACAAUGAUGUGGAUCUCCGGGGGGAUCAGCACCCCCUGGGGAGCUUCACCUACUCCACCUCGGCCCCCGGCCCUCCCCUGUCCGUGCCCAUGCACUACCUGCCCCACGACACCCUGCACCAGGAGCUGUCCUUCGGUGUGCCAUAUUCCCACGUGAUGCCUCGGAGACUGAGCACCCAGAGAUACCGUCUGCAACAGCCGCUCCCCCCGCCGCCCCCGCCGCCUCCCCCACCACCGUACUACCCCAGCUUCCUGCCCUACUUCCUCUCGAUGCUGCCGAUGUCACCGACAGCAAUGGGGCCCACCAUCAGCCUGGAUCUUGAUGUGGAUGACGUGGAGAUGGAGAACUAUGAGGCUCUCCUGAAUCUGGCCGAGCGGCUGGGAGAUGCCAAACCCCGUGGCCUCACCAAAGCGGACAUCGAGCAGCUUCCAUCAUACCGCUUUCACCCGGACAGUCACCAGUCGGAGCAGACGCUGUGUGUCGUCUGCUUCAGUGAUUUCGAGGCGCGGCAGCUGCUCCGGGUCCUCCCCUGCAACCAUGAGUUCCACACCAAGUGUGUCGACAAGUGGUUGAAGGCCAACCGGACGUGUCCCAUUUGCCGGGCCGACGCUUCCGAGGUGCCCAGGGAGGCUGAGUGAGGCCCCACAGCCGCCCCGGAGAACCCUGCCCAAAGCUCUGGAAACUCGGGGGGUGCCCAGGGAGGGCGUGGUCCCGGCCUGCCCUGCCGUUCCUGCCUGCCUCUCCAGAGCUGCUGUCAGGGUCAGCCCGAGAGAAGCCCCUGCAAUAAGCCCCUGCAUUUGCCAAUCUCCAAAGACUCCUUCCCCAUCUGCCCACCCGUCUGCCCACCAGGGAGCAGCCUGAGCGUCCGUAACUCAGUCUCUCUCCUGUUUGCCCUCGGGUCUGUCUCCUUUUCCUGCCAGCACUGGGAGCCAGGGUCCAUUCCCUUAGUGUGGCCGGUGGAGAUCGUUGGCCCCAAGAUGGGCAAAGGGGGAGCUGUCCGGGUCGCCUGGUCUCUUGCCCUGAAGUGGCAUGCCCUCUGUGCAGGUGGCACAGACAGGCGUGGACAGGUGGUGGCAGGAAGCCCAAGCGGGUCCUUCCGCCCUGACCCUCGGCUGACUCAGGCAGCCAGGCUGCUGUGAGGGUGGGGCUGGCUCCCUAGAGGGCCCUCAGCCCAGGCACAACAUUCCGGCCACGAGCCCAGGCUGGGGAGCAUCAGAGCCAGCCUCCCAAGCAGGCAGGAGGCAGGCUCUGGGCUGCGGCAGAUGGGCCCUCUGAGAGGGCCUGGGCCAGGCCGGGGAGAGCGACCUCCUGUGUUGCGGGUGGCUGCCCUCCCUGGCAGUGACGGUGCCCAGACCCGUGCCCGAUCUCCCCUUUCUGUCGUUUUGCAUGAACGUGAGGAGCAGCAGUUUAUGUUGAUCAUUUGGCCCCAAAUCGCGUGUAGGAUCUGAGGGUGUGGAUUUUUAAACAAUCUCUUUUCUUUUGGUUUAAUGGGGGGGGGUAUGGGGACCAACCAGGACCAAGUGCCCAGGGGGCAGGGAAUGGUCUGCGCUGUACCGCCUGGUCUACAUGCAUGUGCGCGGCUGGGGCUGGGCCGGGUGGCUGGCGGUUGUGGGUGGGGUUGGGGGGUCUGUGCUCAGCUGAUAACUGCCAUGCACUGUACUGCACACGUCCCCAGAGCCUACCGGGACCGUACGCUUUUCAGGGCAUUUCUCCCUCUCUAGCCAGGACCUGUCUCCCACCUGCCUGGGCGUGUCUCCUCCAAGGAAGUCCGGGAGGACCUGGCUCCAGGGAGGGUGUGGACCCACCUCCAGGGGCCGCCUCCCAGCUUGAGCCCUGCCCUCCAAGGUCUGGAGGAGCCCCCAUAGGGUCUGGCUGAGUUCCCCACCCUCGCCCUCGUGGUCCCAUUCCUUCUCUUCCUCACCCCCAGCUGGGGUUGCUGCCCUGAACGAACCGCGUGUGGGGCCGGCACAUCCUAGCAGGCAGCCCCUGGCGCCUGCUGCCUCAGGGAUGCUCCAACCACCCUCGUUCUCCAGCAGCGGCCCUGGCUUCCCGCCACCCCCCAGCCUGCCAUGGGGCCCCAUCAGCCUGGCCCCACCCCGUGGAGAACCCAAAGUCUUACUGUAUAUAACUCCAGGUGACAUUUCUAUAUUUAUAGCAGUGUUGAAAACCCCACGUUUUACACAGAGAACCACCCUCUCCAACCCCCCUCCCUUCCCCACCCCCAAAAAAGGUUUUCAAAACCCUUUCCAGUUCCUGGGGCAGGCGGAAACAGGCUCACGGAUUGUGUGUCGGCUGCAGCAGUGAUUCCAGCGAGCAGCUAUUGGGGGGGAAACAACAUUAAAAAAAAAAUCACUUAAAAAAAAGAUUUAUAAGACAAUUAUUUAGGAUGUUUGUGAUUUGCCGACCUUGCUAUAGAUGCCAUGUUACCAAUGAUUUCCUGUGGUGGGGGCUUGUCAUUGUUUACUGUUUUAUUUACCAACUUCUGGCCUAGGCAUGACAGUGGGCUCCAUCCCCCAGCCCUGGCUGGGCCCAGCACCUGUGUUCUGUGUUAGAAAGGUCUUUUAUAUAUAUAUAUAUAAUUACAUAUAUAUAUAUAAACAUGUAAUUUGGGGGGGCCCUGUUCCUUGCACAUUUUACAGUUACCUCAUUUUUCCCAUGUAUGUAUUUGAGAAAAUGCUAAUAUAUAGAGAAAAAAAAAUGGUUCUUAAAGCUUAAAUGUGUGGUUUUUUCCAUUCCAUUGGAUUCACAUUGGUUUGUAGCAUUUAACAUAACUAGUAUGUUGUAUUAUAUAUGUGUAUACCGAUUGAAAUUUUUAACAGAUUUGUACUUUUUUUAAAAUGAAAGUUGCUAGUUCUGCUUGACCAAGUAGUGCAAUCAUUAUUUUUUUUAAUAUUGUUGCUGAUUUCAGAGGGAUAUUCACUAAUAAAUGUAUGAUGUAUAUCAAGUAUU
This is a messenger RNA of Dama dama (fallow deer), 6144 nucleotides long. It is a transcript of the gene RNF44, whose product is annotated as ring finger protein 44. The transcript is spliced from 11 exons. Lineage: Eukaryota; Metazoa; Chordata; Mammalia; Artiodactyla; Cervidae. Bases 2538 to 3833 code for a protein of 431 amino acids. The record is from RefSeq and is a predicted model, not a curated record.